Miscanthus lutarioriparius is the source of this 279-nucleotide messenger RNA. The record is from the annotation of a GenBank genome assembly. Lineage: Eukaryota; Viridiplantae; Streptophyta; Magnoliopsida; Poales; Poaceae.
AUGGGAUCCUUGGGCCCCACCGUGAGCUUAAGCAUCAUGGCCAAGCCCGGCGGUGGCCAGCAGCCGGAGAUGGAGAGGAAGGAGGGCGGCAGCAGGUGCGGCGGCUGCGGCUUCCGGAUGCCGCUGCACUACCCGCGCUACAACAAGGCGGACUACGAGGCCAUGCCGGAGUGGCGCGUCGACUGCCUGCUCCGCGAGUACGGCCUCCCCGCCGACGGCGACCUCGACAGCAAGCGCCGCUUCGCCAUGGGCGCCUUCCUCUGGCCCGACCAGUACUGA